This is a messenger RNA of Bemisia tabaci, 2290 nucleotides long. The record is from RefSeq and is a predicted model, not a curated record. Lineage: Eukaryota; Metazoa; Arthropoda; Insecta; Hemiptera; Aleyrodidae.
GUUUUGCGCAGCACGUACUGAGUGUAGGCUGAAUCAGAUUUAGAUCGAUACGUGGACGUUUCAAUCAAUUCAUAUUUAUCUCCUUCCCGGCUUGCUGACUGUGCAAUUUACGCAAGUUUAGGCGAAAAAAAUCAUGAGCGACAGGAUAAGUGAAGGUCUUGAGUCAUCAGAAUGACUAACAAGGGUUGAUGACAAAUAUCCUUCAGCGAGAGGAUUGUUUGAGGGGAAAAUACAAUAUUUAUAAACAAACAACAUAACAAACAGAAGGGAUUAGGAGCUUCUGGGCCUCGUAAGCUGUUCAGGUGGAAGUACACCAAGAAAAUAUUUUUAAGAUGGUUUCAAUGUUCCGAUGGAUGGUAUCCUUCGCGCUUUCAAUCCUGUGCACAUGUUGUGCGGAAGCUGCAGAAUUCAUGUACCCGAAGGAUUUUCAGUCCCAUCUGGCGGAGAUGGUUUAUGCCGUGUGCGCAAGAAAUGCGAUUGCGAAUGGUCAAAACUAUGAAGUCACUGAUUAUGAAACAAACUAUCCACCCUCAUGUAACAGGCCAAUUUUUUGUGAGAGCGAUUUGCUGCACGACGUGGCUUUGUCUGAUAUCGACAAAGAUCUGAGCACACCGUUCUUGCGCAGGAAGCUUCGAUACCCUCCGGACGUGAUUCUGGAUCGGUACCAAGCCCUGAAGGAGAGUUAUGGCGGGCGACCUAUGUCUAGACCGGAGCUUCUUCAGUUCGUCAACGAAACCACGGAAGAAGCCCACGAACUCAUAGAGUGGGUCCCCGACGAAUACAAGGAGGAAACCGCUUUGAUGAGACGCAUUAAAAGUCCCGAGUACCAGCAAUUUCAGCGAAAACUGCAGGAGAUCUGGAAACUUCUGCUGAGGAAGGUGUCGCCGGACGUUGCCGUGAACGAGGACCGUUACUCGAUCAUCUACAUACCCAACGGCUUCACCAUCGCCGGAGGACACUUCAACGAGCUUUACUACUGGGACACGUUCUGGAUCAUCAAUGGUCUACUCCUCAGUGAAAUGCCCGCCACUGUUAAAGGAAUUAUUGAGAACUUUUUAUCUUUGGUCGUCCGUUUCAAAUUCAUUCCAAACGGAACCCGCGUUUACUACUUGAACCGAUCUCAACCUCCACUGCUUAUCCCGAUGAUGAACUCAUACCUGCACUUCACAAAUGAUUUCUACUUCGUUCGAGCCAACUUGCAAAUUCUAACGGGCGAGUUCGAAUGGUGGAUGGAAAACAGAUCCGUGCAAUUUACAAAAGGGGACAAAACUCAUGUCAUGUUCAGAUACGAUGCGCGGUCAAGAGGGCCACGACCGGAAUCUUACAAGAAUGACUGGGAAAUUGGACAUCGAAUCAAGUCAAAAACUGGCCAAGAUCGAUUUUACUCAGACAUCAAGUCUGCUGCCGAAAGUGGUUGGGACUUUUCAACACGGUGGUUUUACAAUAAAUACAACAAUCAUAAGGCCACUUUAGCGGAUAUUCACACAAGGGACAAGGUUCCGGUGGAUUUGAACGCUAUUCUCGAGAGGAAUGCUCGUCUCCUUAGCGAAUGGUGGUACAGGAGUGGAGAUGUCUACAAGGGCAAACAUUACAAAUUGGUCGCUGAGCGACUGCUCGAGUCAAUUCAUGAGGUCUUCUGGCGUGAAGACCUUGGAAGCUGGUUCGACUGGCAGCUGAACGCUCACAAGCACGAUGAAGCCUUUUACGGGUCAAAUUUUGCUCCGUUGUGGACACAAAGCUAUUUCAUGCCCAAGGAGUUUGUGGCGGAAAAAACCAUUCAGUAUUUGAAAUACGCAAAAGUUCUUUGCGAUAAUGGUACUCCACGGUACAUCGGAACUCCAACGUCAUUAACUGAGUCGGGCCAACAAUGGGACUUCCCUAAUUCGUGGGCACCUUUGCAAAUGUUCUUGAUUCAAGGGUUAGAUCUAACGGGCGUUUUGAAAGCGCAACAACUAGCCGAAAAACUUGCGCAAAAUUGGGUCUACACAAAUUAUCGUGGACUGGUAACUUCAGGAUUCAUGUAUGAGAAGUAUGAUUCCACUAAAGUAGGCUUGACGGGUGGAGGAGGUGAAUAUGCGCCCCAGACUGGAUUCGGGUGGACUAACGGUGCUAUAACUAUAUUGAUGAACAGAUAUGGAGACAUCUUAUCUCCUAAGCGCAGUGAGACCUGCUAAACCUCACAAUCAUUCUGGCUGUUAGAUUUCUAUUGGUGGCGAAUUAAUUAUGAAAAUGUCUUUGAAAAUCGAUCAUUGGAACUCUUAAAUUCAAUAAAAGCGUGAUCAAAAAAGCA